This is a messenger RNA of Manduca sexta (tobacco hornworm), 662 nucleotides long. Its product is annotated as THAP domain-containing protein 2-like. NCBI's taxonomy places the organism in Eukaryota, Metazoa, Arthropoda, Insecta, Lepidoptera, Sphingidae. The record is from RefSeq and is a predicted model, not a curated record. The transcript is spliced from 3 exons. The annotation marks the transcript as partial.
CCACCGUCGCAUGGGCAACCAUGUUGUUUUUUGUGAUCUGUCAAAUCUCAAUAAUUAUCUGUCAAACGUCAUUACAGUUUUAAAGUUAGUCAAGUGAAGUUUUGCGUUGAUUAAAUUCCGUAACUUAUUCUCUUAAUUUCUAAAGCUGUAAUAGCGUUUUUAAGUUGGUCGAGUGAAGUUUUGCGUUGAUUCAAUUCCGUAACUUAUCCUCCCAGUUUUUGAACCUGCAAUCGUGUUUUGAAACAAUGUUUAAUCAUUGUUGCGUUGAGUACUGUGAUAGUAAACGAAAGGACAUCAACCUUUAUAGGUUUCCAAAAAGUGAAAUAAUGUCCCAAAAGUGGUUGGAAUGUAUUAAUUCGGAUUCAUUGCGAACCUUGAACACUCAAGAUCUUCGCAAGCAGUAUGUGUGUCGAAAACAUUUUGUAAAAACAUUUUUUACCUCGUCGGGUCAGAGAUCUCGUCUACGUAGCGAUGCAUAUCCAACGAUAUUCAAUCAUGGGACUACAAUGAUAAUACCUGAUGAAGCCAAUAAUGUCAAUGAUGAGCAUAAUUAUAUGAAAAAAAGAAUGCACAUGGAUCAUACCUAUUGUAAACCACAUGUAACAGAGAAACGAAGAAGAAUUGGAGGUGAAAUGUGUACCAUGCCAUCUGCAUCUUAUAUU